Messenger RNA from Scatophagus argus, 6879 nucleotides. It is a transcript of the gene bltp3a, whose product is annotated as UHRF1 binding protein 1. The record is from RefSeq and is a predicted model, not a curated record. The transcript is spliced from 21 exons. NCBI's taxonomy places the organism in Eukaryota, Metazoa, Chordata, Actinopteri, Scatophagidae. Bases 200 to 4213 code for a protein of 1337 amino acids.
UGUGUGUUUGGAAGACAGUCAGUGGCUGUCCGGUGUUUAGCGAGGUAGCAGCUAGGCUGUGCUGUGCUGUGCUGUGCUGUGCCAACAGCGGCUAAAAAGAUGCACAAAGCCAGGGCUGUGUACAGUGUAGAGAUCCCUGUAAGCUAGUAUAUGUUUAUUUUAGAGGGGCUGGCAUCGUAUAAGACAAACGUUUAUUGAAAUGGCCGGAAUUAUUAAAAAGCAAAUUCUGAAGCACUUGUCAAGGUUCACCAAGAAUCUGUCCCCGGAUAAAAUCAAUCUGAGCACGUUGAAGGGGGAGGGCCAGCUCUCCAACCUCGAGCUCGAUGAAGAGGUUCUGCAGAACAUGCUUGACCUGCCUACCUGGCUGGCUGUCACACGGGUCUACUGCAACAAAGCCGCCAUCAGGAUACAAUGGACAAAAUUAAAAACAAGCCCCAUUUGCUUGUUCUUGGAUAAGGUAGAAGUAGAAAUGAGGACAUGUGAGGAGCCACGACCACCCAAUGGCCCCUCUCCUAUAGCUAUCACAGCAGGCCAGAGCGAGUACGGCUUUGCAGAGAAAGUGGUUGAGGGCAUGUCUGUUAGGAUCAACUCCAUCACCAUCAAGGUGCAGGCUCGUGCCUUCCACGCCUCCUUCGAGCUCUGGCAGCUGCAAGGCAACAGCCUCAACCCCAAAUGGCAACGCAGCGACCUCCGCUACACCCGCGUCACCGACCCAAAGAGAGGAGAGGUGUUGACAUUCAAAGAAAUUAACUGGCAGAGUCUACGAAUUGAGGCAGAUGCCAUUGAGAGUGACGACCAGGACCUUGGUAGCACCCCGUUACGUCUCAUCACCAACCAGGGUCGCAUUCGCAUCGCUCUAAAACGCAGAAUAAAGGACUGUAAUGUGCUGGCAUCCAAGCUUCUUUUCAUUCUGGAUGACCUGUUGUGGGUCCUGACAGACUCUCAGCUCAAGGCCAUCAUCCAUUAUGCCAAAUCUCUCAGUGAGGCCAUGGAGAAGUCUGCCCAGCAGAGGAAGAGCAGGACUGCUGAAUCCCUACAGACUGCUCCUCCAUCUCCUGGUCUCCACAGCCUCUGGACAGAGUCUCCGCCUGCUCCUGCUGGCACCCCUAGCAACAUGAGUCAGUACUUUGAUCUCUACGAUGUCAAGGAGUCUUCUUACCACACCUUCAUAUCCCGCUUGGAUUUACACAUAUGUAAUGACAGUUCCUCAAUGGAUGAAGAUGAGCCUCCUCCACCAGGCUUGCAAGGCGCCAUGCAGCUGACAUUCAGGAAGCUGGGUUUUGACUACUAUCCUGUCCACAGACCUGCUGAUGGAUGUCAACACUGGGAACGCCACAGUGGGGCCAUGGAGGCUCAGGCCCAGUGGGCUGGGAAACUGCUGCAGGAGUAUCAGAGGAGAGCAGAGGCUUCUUGGCUCCCAGGACCACAUAGUGAGGUGCCCCAGUCAUCCAAAGACCCCCCUGCAAAGAUAAUUCAAGAUGGACAGUCUAGUCCCAAGUCGAGCCCCUCUGACACAGACCGGGGGUCCAGCAGGAACUCUGCCACCGUGGGUUCAUCUCUGAAGAGGCUGCGAUCUAGCUGUGUGGUGGUCAGGAUCGAUGAUGUGGACAUUCACCAGGUGUCUACAAGAGGCCGUCAAAACAAGAAGACUCAAUCUUUGUUAUCCUGUAAUCGCAAAGCUCUACGUUUGCCUGACAACAUACCAGCAGUUCAUCUGCAGUUUACUGAGUACUACUUUCCUGACAACCCCAGUUUAUCAGUCCCCACCUCAAACCUGUAUGCUCAGCUGAACAGCCUCCAGCUCUGUGUAGACCCAGCCAGCGUGCUGUGGAUCAAUCUGUUCUCCAGGGGUCUGCUGCACACCCUGGAUCAGGUCAAAGCUUUCUACCAUUUGCAAGAUAGUAGCAAGGCUGACGAGCAUGUCGACAUUCGUAUUGAUGCAGCUCAGCUCAAGCUGAUAAUCCCCUUGGAUUCUUCCAUAUUGGACCAUCCAGAGCGUCCACAGUCCCUCUCUGUUAUUGUACCCCAGAUGGCACUCAGCAAUACCCGCCACUGCCCUCACGGGUCCAGAGCUGACCUCAACAGCACCUAUGACAAGUUCGCCAGCUGCUCUUUCUUCCAGCCCACACCUCCGUGCCCCUACCCCAGAGACCAGAGUGCCUUCCACCCGAUCCCAUCCACCUUCCUCCAGCACUCUCAAGAGACGGAGCCCCAGCCUCUGAACAUGAAGCAGCUUCGACCCCAGGAUGUGUGGUCUCUCAGUCUUUCUCGUGUGUCUCUAGGUUUUGAUGGAGCUCGGCAAUUCCCUAAAGGCAGAACCCAGCCUUUUGUUGAGCCCUUUGCCAUGUCUGUGUGGAUGUGUCAGCCCUCUGCCUUUAACAAUGGUUCACCGUCUUCCUCCUCCAGUCCCAGCAGAGCCCACCAGCCUUCUUCCGAGCAGGAAGAGGCUUCACUUGCUUCUGUCCACCUCUUGGCCCAUGCCAUCACUCCAGUGAAGAUGUGGCUCAACCACUACCAGUAUGUUGCCCUGCUGAGGAUGAAGGAUGCCAUGGCUAGACUUGGGGCAGAGAUGGGCCGGGAUGUACGAGAUGUCAAGCAGGCUCAUGGCCAGAAGACAAAACCUGUUACAGUGUGUCUUUCCCUCAUUGUGGACUCUGCAGAAUUGGGCCUCCUGUUGCCUCCAGUCUCUUUAGAGCCCGAGGAAGAGGUCCCGCACACCCCAGAGACAGACAGUCCCAGCAUUACGGACUCUGACAUCUCCCCCGCUCAUCAUUCUGCAGAUGUGGUUGUGGAGGAGAGCGGGUUAGAAAACGGCAUCUCCUCCGUCAACGACGCUUUUGAUCAGGAUGAGCAAGACGGGGUGGUGGAGGAGGCAUGUGAGGCCGUGGAGGAGGGCUUGGAUUGUCUCACAACGCAGGAGGAAACCCCUGUUCUCUCACCUGCACUCUCACCUGUGCACUCCCCUGUCCUCUCCCGCGAACCAUCAACCUUCAGCCUGGAGGGAGAGCUGUCAAGCGCCAUUAAUGUCACCAAGGAUGUGACCAAAGAUGCCAUUAGUGCCUCGCUGGAUCUGACCAAAGGGGCGUUUUCAAUUACGAAAGACGCCUUUAGCAUGCUGAGUCGUGGCUCAGGGAUGAGCAAAUUGUUCAGUCCGCAGGCAAAGGAACAGGUCCAGCGUUCUGAAGAGUCCUCCCCCUCUCUGGCUGGCAGCCUGCGCCACCCAACCAUGAAGCAGUCGCCUUCCCAGCAUUCCUUUGAUAGCGCUAUCUUGGAUGGCAGCCUGCCUGAUGAAAAUCUCUCCGUGGACAGUGAUGUCAGCGACAAUUUUUUUGUUCUUAUGGACACAGAGUCAGGUAUGGAGUCCAUGCGUCCCAACAACACUCCUGCUGGCAGUCGAGGUAGCCCAGCUCCUGGGACAGAGGGAGGUUCAUCAGCUGACCUCAGCAGCUCUCUGUCCCAAAGCACUGAGGACGUAUCUCAGGAUAUGUCCUCAGUGUUGUUGCUGAUCCUGAGUGAAACAGCCUGUACCAUGGAGGUAAAGGGAGAAGACCAAGUUGUGGCUGUAGAAGUCCAGAAUCUGAGCCCUGUGCAGAUGGGCACUGUCAGGGUAUCAGACCUGCUGGCUGGGCUGAUACAAGCUCCAGGCAGGCCAGUCCAGAAGCAGGGUAGCAGGAGCUCUCCUGCUGUGUGCAUGCGAGCAGAAAUGGGUCCAUCUGCCGCCCGACACUCUGCUCUGGCUGAGUCACUGGGCUUCCUGGAUGUGAGAGUGCAAGACUGCAAGGCAGAGCUGUUAGCCUCCACAGUGGCUAACAUCGGCCCUUUUCUCGAAGACGAAUUCAGUGUUGAUGGUCAGCCUAUGAAGUUGCACAUGAGCAACGUCACCAUCACGAUGAAGGAUGAUAGCCCUAAAAUCUACCCCACAGCCCCUCAACCUGUCCCAGCCUCAUUCGUUGUGGAUCAGCUGCUCCUCGAACGCAGUGAAGAUGGCAUCAUGAGGCUCAAAGCUGAAGGGACGGACCCUAGAGCCUCAGCAGGUGUUCCCCUCGGUGGCUUGGAAAAGCAAAACGGUUCCUCCUGCAUUCGACAGCAGAACGAGAGACAAACCCUGGAGUCACAGCUCUCUGAUGCUCAGGCUGCUCUCACUCAGGCCCUCAGAGAACAAGAACGCCUCCUUCUGGAAGUCAAGAAGUAUGACCCCACGUUUACCCUCUGAGCCUCUCUGUCUCUUACCUCUCAAGUCACUGUAUCGCUGCUCCUGACGAGGAACAGUGAUGGGAUGUAUCAGGCUGAAUGGCAGGAACCAGCAAGACUCAUUUAAAGCAUGUCUGGCCAUUGGACAUGUUUGAAAAGAAGAUGAAUCCAAGUUGUGGCUUUGGAUCACAUCCCACUUGCUGUAUCACACUGGUAAUAUUACAAGAGAGCCCCUGUAACAGUCAUGAAAAGGGGCACAUAGUAAAUUAACUUAUAAGAACAUUAACUGUACUGCUUUUUAUCUGGCAGUCUAGAUAUUCCUCAGAUUAUUGUGGUUAUUUCUCAUCCAAAUCAGUGUGGACAGCAAACUCAUUAUGUGGUUUUAGUGUUUGUCACACAGCAUGCAAAAGUAAACAUCAUCGAGCUUUAAUUCUAUCCAGCUAGUUAUUUGUUUUACGGAAAUGCUGUGGAGUGGAGCACCUGCCAAAACCUUCUCUCACCUGCUCCGACACUGCCAGACAGCUGCUAGUCCAUCAGGCGCUCCCUCUAUGAAACACAACUUGCUGUCAAGCAUGCUUUGUGAAUAGUGCUAAAUUACACCUAGCAUAGUCAUAAAGAGUAUAGACAUCCAAAUGUAAGUUACCUCCAUUAGGUGUGUGCUUGUUUUCAUUUAAAAGUAUUCUAAAAAAAAAAUUAUUAACAGCUGUUACUUGUAAAUGUGUUGUGAAAGGUAGGGAAAGCAAUGCACUUUGUUUUUAAAGAAAGUAGAAGUGCACUGCUCUCAUGGAGAGACCGAUGCAUUUCUGUUUCCACCUCGCUUGCUUUAUCACCAAGGUGGAAUGGUUACACACUCUUAUCAAGUUCUCUACGUUCUCAAAAAGCGGGAUUAAUCAUUCCCCAGUGUUAUUUUACUCUGUGUUGUGAAAUGUUGAUCAUGCUUCUUUUGUACUGUGAAACAGUGUGCUCCGUGGUUCACUGUCCACUCCAGACAACACGCCUUUCGACCUCUCCCCCCCAGUCGUGGAGAGCAGGUUGCACAGUAGCUUCAGUAUUGUAACUGGGUUAGUCUUUUUACUCUAAAUCUCUGGUUUAAAGAAGAUUUGGAUUAUACCAACUACCAGAGGUAUAAUACUCGAUCUCCUUCAAACUUGUUUUGUAGCUUGCCAGGAAACAAGUCAGAGUGCUAGUGUUAUUAUUACCUCUGAGCACAGUCAAUGUGUAUAUUUAUUUAGAUUUGUCAAAGCAUGUGUUUUAUGUUAGACCAGAGUUAUUUUACAGUUUACUAAAGCCAUAUCAAUCAAAGAAAAUGACAUUAAAACAAACUGUGGUACUGAUAAUGUAUGCUCAAACAGUUUGUCAUUUAAAUUCAUUACAAAAACUGAAACUUUUCACUGUUAAUCCUGAUCUGCUGGAAGUUGUAUCUAUCAGACCUGCUGCCAUUCAAUUUUUUUUCUAUGCAUAAACCUGUUAUAUGCAUGGAUUCAAACAAUGAUGCAUUUGUUCAUUAGAAUGACUGUUUAACAGUAUACCAUUUAUUUUAUGAAUGUUUUUAAUGAAAAUUACUUCUCGGAUAGCUACAUUUAAAGUACAAAUGUUCUGUUGUUAAAUCAGUGGAUUAGCCUUUGGAGUAUGUUGCCCAGCUUUAUGGUUACACAGCUGUUACAACUUCAUCAUUGUCCCAUUGUGUGCUUGGGAGACCCCUGGUGGCUGUAACCUGCCACAGCACCCUCUAUUCAAAAUAUCUUUCUUUUUCUUUUUACUUUGGUUGCCUUGCAAGCUAUGAAUGACAGAUUUGCUUUCCUCAAGAGGAAUGUAAGAUAUUUAAGCAAUAGAACGACAGCUUUGGUGUAACCAAAAACAUGACAAAGAAUGGUAACACUACACAUUUUUGAUAUGGGAUUCUUCACUUUUUACUGUGACCAAUGUCACAGAAAAUUGAUUUACCUGUCUACCAGGUUGUAAUGUUUUCUUCUAACUUGCAUAUGUGACCAACAUGUCCUCACUCUAUUAGUGUAAUAAAGCAGAGAUACUGCCAUUUAACCUCAUUAUCACUUAUAGUUAGAGUUCUUCUCAGCUUUUGGUGUUUGUUUUUGCAUGGCCUUAGUAGACAAAAACAUACAGUGGUACGAAAUUGAACUUCCCAUGCUGGACGCAACAUGUAGCUAUGAUAUUUAUCCAGUUCCCCCCCUCCUUAGUCAGGCCUCAGUGUUAAGUAGCAUCCCUACUCUGCUGUAAAACUGGUGCUGAGUUCCUUCUGCUCACAACCAUGCAGAAAGGAAGAAAUGGACAGGAAGUGACUCACUUCCCAAUGAGUUCGUUCCACUCAUGCGAAUGACCUGGCAAAAUGUCCGCACCAGGAAAGCAGAUGCAUGUACUGAAGUGAUGUAAAAGUUUAUGCCUUGUGAAUUACUUGCACUUGUGUGAUGAAUUCACUUGAAAUUGCACUCGUUUUAAUGUAAAUCACCUCAAAGGAUUGCAGAUGAGUCCUUGUGAAAUCUUCCUACGUAACGCAGUUGUUUGAGACCCUGUAUUGAGACAGUAUUUUUGUCAGCUGUGUAGAGUUGCAUUGAAUUUUGUAUUGUCUUUAUCACUUCAUUGAGACUAAUAUAAAAUUGGUUCUGUGAACCAGAGCUAGUAUGUUGAAAAUAUUUUAAAAGUGAAAAAAUAAACGAUUAAUUGCUGAACACA